AUGAACGCCGACGCACAGGAGCUGGUGCGCCAGCUCACGGAGAAGCCAGAGGUGUUGGAAAGUAUGCAGCACCUAAUCUCCCUGCUGCGCGCCAACCCUCAGCAGUGCCCCGGCACCAGCAAUGACGGAAGUCGCAGCAACGUGGAGACUACCAGACCUGAAAGAGGUGCACAGCAGUGGGGACGACCACCGCGCAGUGGAUGUGCCGCCAACGUCGACUACGGUCGCCACCAGACCACAAAUAUGCGGAAGCUGCACAGCAGUGAUGGCGCAGGCCGCAGUGCCAACUCGCCGUCUGCAUCGUCUUUAACGCAGGAGACGCACUCUUUCUACAGUGACGAUAGGGUGUAUGCCCGUAGCACCGUCAACGGUCAUAACGGCGCCACCGGCGGCGCAGCUUCGCCAACACCAUCCUUCGCCACCACAGGACUCCGCGGCGCACCUCAAGGGCCGACUGCAGCCUCACGACGUGGGCUACGCCACUCCCCGCUUCUCUCGACGCCACACGAGCAUCGCUCCGUCACGGCUCCCGAUGAGCAGCUGAUGGCCACCGCCACCAAACUGACAGAUGCUCAACGGCGCAUUGCAGAGCUGGAGAAGGAGCUGCAGCACACCACGCAGCGAGUGGACCAGCUCUCUGACGUGGUGCAGCGGCAGAAGGACGAGCUGCAGACCGCGCAAGAUCGACACCUGCUAGAGAUGGAGGAGCUGCGGCACUCUUACAAUGCCGUAAUUCAGCGCAAAGACGAGGUGCAGGGGGAGGCACUGCGCCAGCUGCUCAAGUCCCGCCAGCUGAUGGUAUCAGCAGCCAAGUACGAAGCCGUCGUGACGGCUAAGAAGUCUCAGGCUCAGCAACUCGCAAAGGAGAACAACCACGGCGUCGAUGACGGAAUGGGAAGCAUCAAGGUACUAGCAGGCAUGCAGACAGCUUACAGUGACAACGAGUGCGACACCCGCCCUGGGCUAGCGCAACGUCAGACAUCAGUGAACGCGCAGCAUUCGUCGGUGCUCGGCUACAGGUCGAGUACCGCAACAAAAUACAGCAGUGCUCUGAAGCGCGAGCGCCAGAAUGACGAUGAAGACGUCGUCACCGACGUCGAUCUCGUGGUUGAUGCUUACGAGCCUGGUGAUGCGCGAUACGGGGCAACAACCCAACAGCGCCCGCCAGCGAAGCGCUCCACGGCGGACUCGUGGCGUCUGCAGGGCAGCACUGAUCGCGCCGUGCAGGGACGAAGGGGCGUUGCGGCGACCAACGCGGAGACGUCUCCGGCGUAUAUCACCACCCCCACGCUCUGUGGUAAGACAUCCACCGCGCUUGUUGAGACGCGCACCCAACCACGCAGCGCGCGCAAGCGGCGCACCCCGCGCACGCCGAGUCUCACCAACGCUGACCGUCUCGCCGGGUCGGUGGCGGGGAACAGCGCCCGCUUGCAACAGCGCCUGCCGGGGACGGCGUCGCUGAAGAUCGAGAGCCCCACACCUGUGGCGAGCACGGCGUGGACGGCUGAUCGUUCUCUCACGAGCAGUCAUACGCCACCGCCACACUCCAGCGGUGGAAUGAACGCAGCUUCGGAAGCUGUGAUCAAGCCCCAUCACCUUUCGCAGCAGCAGUCGCAGCAACCUUCAUCCACGAAGCCGCCACUGACGCAGCGUGCAGCGGGCCGCCUACCUCCCGCUCAUCACCGCGCCGCGGCUGCCCCGACGGCGGUGCCCAACACGCGCAGUGGAACGUCUUCCAUCGCUUCCGGUGGCCCGACGCGGUCACCGUCGCCUGUGAACCCGAAGCGUGGCUCCACGCUGCCGCGCCGCUUUAUCUUCACAGGUCUGAAAGACCACGAACCCCAGCGGCUGGCUAGCGCAAUAGCCGCGGUCGGCGACGAUGCCGCGGCACUGGCGAGCGACCUCGAUGAGCCGCCGCCGAGCAGCACGACGCACAUUGUGCUGCGCGGAACCCCGCGUAGCGUCAAGGCCCUCUGCGGUGUGGUGUCGGGCAAGUGGCUCGUCUCACCAGAGUACGUGUACAACAGCCAACAAAGUGGCUUCUGGCUAGACGAGCUCGAGGAAGGCGGUCUGCGCAUCUUUCCGCCGCCGCUAAAGUGCCAGCGUUUUCUCCUGACGGUUGAGCAUCCAAGCAUCCGAGCGAAGCUGGCGCAGGUAAUCGAGUACGGUGGUGGCGAGGUCUUGCCAAGCGGCAGUGGCAAGCAUGGUGCCAGUGCCGGCAGCACCGUGGCGCAGGACGUCAUUGUAAUCACUUCCGGCGACGACCUUCUGCGAUAUGCAACACAAGACCGCGUGUAG
Molecule: messenger RNA, 2298 nt
Organism: Leishmania braziliensis MHOM/BR/75/M2904
Lineage: Eukaryota; Euglenozoa; Kinetoplastea; Trypanosomatida; Trypanosomatidae
Exons: 1
Coding region: 1-2298 (765 amino acids)
Biological process (GO): positive regulation of double-strand break repair
Source: RefSeq, a predicted model, not a curated record